Molecule: messenger RNA, 801 nt
Organism: Mytilus trossulus (common blue mussel)
Lineage: Eukaryota; Metazoa; Mollusca; Bivalvia; Mytilida; Mytilidae
Exons: 4
Coding region: 146-619 (157 amino acids)
Source: RefSeq, a predicted model, not a curated record
UGAAAGAUAAAAUACAGGUGUGUAAUCAUACCUUGAACAUUGGCCUACCUGGGAGUUAAGUUACACUUUAUAAAGAAAUAUAUGGUAAAAUUGAGUCAUAUUCUAAAACAAAAAAGUGCAUGAUGUGAAAUUAACAUCCUAAAACAUGGGAAUAGAUGAAAAGGCCGAACAGAUCUAUCGGAUCAAAAGGUUUUUGGACGGUAUAUUUGGAAUAGGAGGAUCAAAGAACGUCUCGACAACACUAGUCUCAACAACAACAGUUGUGCCUACGAUUCCGGCAUCCAACGAAACCAGCCUAGACAACGAAUUAACCAAUGAUGAGUUUACUGUAGAAUCUGAAGCAGGCGCUAUUGCCGGACUUGUAUUUGGUUUACUGAUAGCCGUUGGAAUGGUUGUACUGGCUUUAGUCAUGAUAAAGAGAAAAAGAGACAACAACAGAGAAUAUCAAAAUCAAUUAAGAACCCAAAGAUCAACCAAACAUAACGCCGGUGUAUACAUGGACACUACGACGGAGGACCUUGUACCGGCACCUCGCAUUGUCAAAGGGACAACAGCUUACGCUGCUCUCAGUCGGAAGGAUAGGGACCUUUAUGAAUACGAGUCAGAUGACGAAAUCUAAUACUCACGAACUGUAAUCUGUAACGCUUUUUGUAGUGAAUUAAAUUGAAUGAGAUAAUGAAAUCUUAUUCUCAUGAAAGCUUUUUGCGAUGAAUUAAAACUGUUUAGAUAAAUAUUACAGAAUAAAAUUGAGAAUGGAAAUGGGGAAUGUGUCAAAGAGACAAUAACCCGACCAUAUAAAAA